Molecule: messenger RNA, 726 nt
Organism: Closterium sp. Yama58-4
Lineage: Eukaryota; Viridiplantae; Streptophyta; Zygnematophyceae; Desmidiales; Closteriaceae
Source: the annotation of a GenBank genome assembly
AUGCUCCCUCCAUUCCCCCCCUGCAUCCCCUCCUUUCCUUCCCCUGCAUCCCCUCCUUUCACCCCCUGCAUCCCCUCCUUUCCCCCCCUGCAUCCCCUCCUUUCCCCCCCUGCAUCCCCUCCUUCCCCUCCUGCAUCCCCUCCUUCCCCCCCUGCAUCCCCUCCUUUCCCCCCCCUGCAUCCCCUCCUUUCCCCCCCUGCAUCCCCUCCUUCCCCCCCCUGCAUCCCCUCCUUUCCCCCCCUGCAUCCCCUCCUUCCGCCCCCCUGCAUCCCCUCCUUUCCCCCCCUGCAUCCCCUCCUUCCGCCCCCCUGCAUCCCCUCCUUUCCCCCCCCUGCAUCCCCUCCUUUCCCCCCUUGCAUCCCCUCCUUUCCCCCCCCUGCAUCCCCUCCUUUCCCCCCCUGCAUCCCCUCCUUUCCCCCCCUGCAUCCCCUCCUUUCCCCCCCUGCAUCCCCUCCUUUCCCCCCCUGCAUCCCCUCCUUUCCCACCCUGCAUCCCCUCCUUUCCCCCCCCUGCAUCCCCUCCUUUCCCCUCCUGCAUCUCCUCCUUUCCCCCCUGCAUCCCCUCCUUUCCCUCCCUGCAUCCCCUCCUUUCCCCUCCUGCAUCUCCUCCUUUCCCCCCCUGCAUCUCCUCCUUUCCCCCCCUGCAUCUCCUCCUUUCCCCCCCUGCAUCUCCCCCCCCAUCCACCGUGCCAUUCUGCCUACUACUGCAGGUGAAGUACGUGUUUGA